UUAUCUCAUAAUUUCGACUUUUUAAUCACACAAUUAUGUUGUUGUUUUUUUAUCUGAUGAUUUCGAUUUUUUUGAUCUCAUAAUUUUGACUUUUUAGCCAAUAAUUUAGACUUUUUAGUUAGAUAUUUAGAUUUUUUUUCGUAUUACAUAGUUAGGGUUUACAUCUUAUAAUUAUGUAUUUUUAUCUCAUAAUGUUGACUUUAUCUCAUAAUUUUGACUUUUUAUCACAUAAUUAUUAUAUUAAUGUUUUUUUUCAAACAGGUUUUCACGUUAUUUUGAUAGUUUCAAGAUUAAUCAUCAUGGUAUUUGUGGAAGAAAUGCUACACAUUAAAGGUAGUUUAAAUUGGUAUGACCCAGGAAGUGAAAGAAGAGACCGGAAGUGGGGAAGGUAAUGAUCGAGACACACCUGGUAAUUCAAAAAGGAAGAGGACCGUGGAAGAGGAAGUGAAUAGCAGUUUGAUAAGAUAAGACUGAAAAUACAUUUUCAGCAUAAAAGUAUGACAACGUGGUGGCGAUAGUUUCAAAGAACUAUGAUGUUGUUGCAGGUAUUCCACCCUUUGUGCCUGCCCGGACUGUGCUGGAAGGCCUCGAGUCAGAGGAUGCGUGUGAAGACAAGAAAGCUGUAAAAAAGGAGAUCCAUAACAAAAAGGGAGCCAAAAAGGACAAAAUGGAAGAGGAGAAUACAGACCUGCUCAGACUUUGCCACACAGUACCGCUGGAGGUGGUGAACUUAGGUGGGAAAAGUUACGAUCCAGAGAAGAAAGACUACCCAGGUUUUGAGGCCUGGUUGCAGUGUUACUAUCUGGAUGGAAUGAAGUCUGUACGCGACCACAAUGGCAGGACUAUGUGGUUCAAAGGCGAUCCAGGUCCUAUGGCUCCUAAAGAAUCAAAGUCUCCAAAGGCCAAAAAGAGAAAAGAUACAGAUGCAGACCAUGAUUACCCCCGCAAGAAAAAGGUGUCCAGGAAACACAACUCUGACAGCACAGUGAAGAAAAAAGCAGCAAAGGAAGAAGAAAAUGGACCUCAAGAAGAAGCCACAGCCAGAAGAAGAUCAGCAAACACACCUCAGCAAGAACCGAAAUCCACGUCAGGCAGGAGGAAAAAGAACAAUACAGAGCCAGCUGCAGGUCUGAUUCUAAUAAUACUCCCAUUUUCUGAAAAUAUUAAGAACCUGAUCUUUGAGGAUCCAAUUCCCACACACUUAUCUGUGUGCGCAAACUAUAAAAUUGCAUGUACUGUUGGUGGACGUGUUGUAUGUGAUCUACUUUGUGCAAUUGAUAGCUGCAAAAGUGGCGCAGAUCACCCUAUUUUUGUGUACUAGAAGCAUUAUGUGCCCUUGGAAACACUUCUUUCCCUCUACAUUCAUGUUAUUAUGCUCUCCACACUGGAGGGGGGCUUAUAUUAGAUUAUAGCACAUAUCGAUCAUCUAACACCUUUUCUGCAAUAUAGAAUCACAAUAUGUAUACUAUUUGCAGCAGGAAUGAUCAAACUGCAUAUUGCAAGACAUUUUUUUAGGAGUUAUACUAAAUACAAAAAAAAAAAAAACGCAACGCUUUUGUUCUUGUUCCCAAUUUAAAUGAACUCAAAGAUCUAAAACUUUGACUAUAAACACAAAAUACCUGUUCCUCUCAAAUAUUGUUCACAAAUCUGUAUACAUUUGUUAGUGAGCAUUUUUUCUUUGCCAAGAUAAUCCAUCCCACCUGACAGGUGUGCCUUGAGCUGUCCAAAAUAAAAGGCCACAGUGAAAUGUGCAGUUUU
This is a messenger RNA of Nerophis ophidion (straightnose pipefish), 1758 nucleotides long. RefSeq names its product endonuclease 8-like 1. The record is from RefSeq and is a predicted model, not a curated record. Bases 668 to 1321 code for a protein of 217 amino acids. Lineage: Eukaryota; Metazoa; Chordata; Actinopteri; Syngnathiformes; Syngnathidae. The transcript has 8 exons.